AUGUCCACAGACCGCCCCAGCUCGCGCCAGUCACAAACCCAAGCCACCAACGGUGAUGCCCCCAAGCACUCCGUUCGCCAUCGCAAGAAGGCCCGCACGCACUCAGCCACCUCCGCAGAGCUCGCGAGGCUCAAGCCCUCCAAGAGUACCCCAAAGCCUGUAGACUGGGAAAUUCCCCGGAAGACUCUGCACUCCUCUAUCGGCUUCUUUACCUGGUACCUCUAUGCGGCCCAAGGCAACCCGCGCGUCGUCAUAUACGCCCUCAGCCUCGCACUUUGCCUCAUUGUCCCCCUAGACGUCCUCCGCCUCAAUUCCUCUCGCUUCGAGAAGCUCUAUGAGCGCGUCGUCGGCUUCCUUAUGCGCGAGUCCGAAAAAAAAUCAACCAACGGUGUGAUCUGGUACAUCACAGGUGUCCUCUUUGUCCUUUCCGUCUAUCCUCUGGAUAUCGCCACCGUCUCCAUUCUCAUUCUCUCAUGGGCUGACACCGCCGCUUCCACCUUCGGCCGUCUGUGGGGCAGAUACACUCCACCUCUUCCCCGUUCCAUCUCCCUCAUCCCUUUCGUCCCCUUCGCCCGCCUUCCUCUUGCACCCCGCAAGUCCUUCGCCGGUUUCCUCGCCGGUUCCGUCACCGGUGCCGCUAUUACCGUCACCUUCUGGGGCUUCUGCUACCCUGUUCACGACGCCCAGCUCAACUUCCAUCUCCCUCUCGAGACUCUUGCUCUCGUUCAAGAGGCUGUCCCUGCCACCUCAAGUUUAAUUCAGCAGGGCAUCAACUGGGUCGAGAGCGUUGAUCUUCCGCUUGGCCGUUGGCUUGGGCUGACCACCCUUGGCGUAGUGAGCGGUCUGAUAUCCGGCACGGCCGAGGCCCUAGAUCUGGGCUCCUUGGAUGACAAUUUGACCCUUCCCAUCAUCUCAGGCGGCUGCAUCUGGGGCUUCUUUAAGCUCAUUGAGUUCUUCAAUGGCUUUGCAUGA
Epithele typhae is the source of this 972-nucleotide messenger RNA. RefSeq lists its product as uncharacterized. The transcript is spliced from 5 exons. NCBI's taxonomy places the organism in Eukaryota, Fungi, Basidiomycota, Agaricomycetes, Polyporales, Epitheliaceae. The record is from RefSeq and is a predicted model, not a curated record. Gene Ontology annotation, cellular component: endoplasmic reticulum membrane. Gene Ontology annotation, biological process: phosphatidic acid biosynthetic process. Bases 1 to 972 code for a protein of 323 amino acids. Gene Ontology annotation, molecular function: ATP-dependent diacylglycerol kinase activity.